CCCCACUUGUUCGUCGACCUGGACAGCGACGACGACGAAAGCUCCUCGACGAUCUCAUCUUGAACUCUCACCAUGUCGAGCAGAGCUGGCGGCUUGUACAGCGGCAUUCAAUUCUCUUCUUCAAAAGCUUUUGCUUCAUCGCCAGAGACUUCUACUCCAUUUCCACCUUCUCCUGCUCAAGUUGUUAUAGCCAAAGAACCUAUACCUUCCAAUGUACAACCCGUGGAAUCAACUUCAAGUGCUAAUAUACCCUCAACAAGCAAUGCUGAUGCUAGCUUGUUAUUCACAAACUAUCGUCCAUGCUAUUCCUGCCAUGCCAAAUUAAUUGGCUUCAAUGCACCAGGAUGGUCCGCUGCGCUCGCGUUUGCGCCUAUUCGUAGAAACCCCCCACCAAGGGCAAAACCCGCCGUUGCACGUCUUCCUGUUGGUGCUUCUGUCACCGGUCUUGCGACAACUGCGCAAGGUUCAAGUUCAAACGCUGCUCGGCCUUCAGUACCCAGCGCCGCGACAAUGUCAAGUACUGCGGUCAUUUUUGCGCCACCUUCACUAGUCAACGUUGACAAGCCGGCUACGAGCGCUCCUGAACAGCAGUCACAGACUCAGGCAUGGGGGAAGAAAGUCAAACCGCCUUCCAUGAUUCUGGACGACGACAUAAACGGAUUCAAGGCCAAACGGGGAGGUAAGAAGGGCGGGAAAGGCAAAGGACGUAAGAAUAAGUUUGCACAGGCCCUCCCUUCAUGGGACCCGAAUGAGCAAUACGAUCCGAUGCGGCCUAACGACUACAAUGAGUACAAGAUCUGGAAGCGUAAAGAUCGAGAGGAGCGCCGUGAGCGUUUCAUUGCUGAAAGGCGACGGGCUGAAGAGCGUAAAAGGUACAGAAGCAGCAGUUAUUCCGACAGCGAAAAUACAGGCUCCGAAGAUGAGCGACCUCGCAAGGCCGGUCGAUAUGACGAAGACCGGGAAGAAGACUGGGAUCGUCCUGUCGGUUCGGGUGCGGCGUCCAUCCCUCCGCCAGCUCCAGUCAGUGUCAGCAUGACUGGAGAUGAAGCCUAUGAGCGUCGUCUCGCUCUGUCCAAGGGUUUUCAAUCCGCAGCACCAGCGCCGCCUUCGUCUCAAGUCGUACCAAUCGCCUGGCGCGAGCCAUUGGCAUCUGUCCAACACGAUGAAGACAGUAUUCCAGGGCUGUCAGUUACGCCUCCUGUCCAGCCAACACCGCCUCCGUUGGCUCCUCCCGUUACGGAGACCGGAGAGGAAGCUUACCUGCGACGACUCGCUUUGUCCCAAGCUCGACAACAACCCCCCGUCGCGUCCGUUUCUCCUCUUCCAGUGGUGCCACCAUUUGAAGCUCCUGCAUUGUCGUACAACCCCUUUGCGCCUCCCUCUGUACCCCCACCACCGUCCACUAUCCCUCCAGGUUUAAAUGAAGACAAGAUUCGCAGCAGUAGAGAAGCUGCUGCUGCAAUCGCUGCGAAGUUGAAGGCUCUUGCGCCUCCGGCUGGCUCUGAUGCAUCAGGUUCAGGUUCUGCCACUCCGCCUGUUCAAGAAGAGUCUGCACCUUCUAAAAAACCUGACCCUCAUGGAUUCGCUGCGCGGCUCAUGGCGAAGUGGGGUCAUAAGGAAGGCCAAGGGCUUGGCGCAGACGGAAGUGGUAUCGUUCAUGCCCUCACGAUGGAGCAAGUCGCUGGAGGCAAGAGUAAAAAUGAGGGCAAGAAGGAUAAGGGUGUCGCCAAGAUGGGUAGGAUCGUGAAUAAGAACGAAGACGCUAAGGCUAGAGAGGACCGGGAGCGUUUCGGAGAGCCGAGCAGGGUUGUUGUCCUUACCAAUAUGGUUGGUCCUGAGGAUGCCGAUGAUGACGAUCUGAGAGGAGAUGUUGGCGACGAAUGCUCCAAGAACGGGACUGUUGAGCGGGUGAUUAUACACCUUGUCAACCCACCUCCUGCGGACGACGUGGACGCUGUACGUAUUUUCGUGCAGUUCGCUGGGCCUGUGGGGGCCUGGAAGACUGUCAGAGAGCUGGAUGGUCGAUUCUUUGGUGGGAGGAGUGUGCGAGCACGAUAUUAUCCUGAGGCCAUGUUUGCUGCGGCUGACCUUGACGCUCCGUUGUAAUCUCUCUUGUAUACUUUCCUUGUUUUGAUCUUGUCUAUUGUAUUUCGCUCUGCUUGAAAUGACUAUCGCCAUCCGUAUUUCUGAAAAACUGUGUGAUUUCCUUCUACUCUGUACAGGAGUUGUGGACGACAAAAGAUGGGUGCAACGGUAAGGGA
Messenger RNA from Somion occarium, 2261 nucleotides. Lineage: Eukaryota; Fungi; Basidiomycota; Agaricomycetes; Polyporales; Cerrenaceae. The record is from the annotation of a GenBank genome assembly.